Messenger RNA from Hyalella azteca, 1459 nucleotides. RefSeq names its product carboxypeptidase B-like. Gene Ontology annotation, molecular function: zinc ion binding; metallocarboxypeptidase activity. Bases 215 to 1324 code for a protein of 369 amino acids. Lineage: Eukaryota; Metazoa; Arthropoda; Malacostraca; Amphipoda; Hyalellidae. Gene Ontology annotation, biological process: proteolysis. The record is from RefSeq and is a predicted model, not a curated record. The transcript is spliced from 14 exons.
UGCUUUGAUCGUGCUGUGCAACCUUCUGCAGCAACGAUGGAGUAUAUACGAGCGAUACGGCCGCAUCCCUGGAGACAAGUGGUUAUCCGUGCUGGAUGAGAGCUACUCGGACGGCAGGUAUACAGGGUGGCAGAAAUUGUCCGCUUGCUGCCCGACUGGUGUUGACGUAGAGCAGCUCUUCAGCGACUGGUUUGACGAUGGAGUGGCGGUUUUGAUGUCUGAGUAUAACACUAAUGGACCCGUGGAGGUUGCUGUAGCGCCACCAAUAUCCCGAGACGCGCAAGAGAAACUGAGACAAAACGACUUCAACGUGACUGUUGUUGCACAGGACGUCGAGCAAUUGUUCUCUGCAUCGCCCUCAAUAUUCCGACAAACAAAGAAAAUUACCGAUGCCUUCCUCGAGUUGAGGGAGGUCGAAAAUUUUCUGGACGAAUUGGUAGUCAAGCAUCCAGACCAGGCGAGGGUCAAGCAAAUCGGAAAAACUGAAAAUGGCACACCAAUUCACAUGAUGAUCAUCAAAAGCCAAAUAUCGCCGGCUGCAUCAUUAGCUGGAGCCAAUAAUGUGUCUCCAGUAGUUUUCCUUGAUUCCGGCACGCACGCCCGGGAGUGGCUGUCUGUGUCCACGAGCUUGUACGCUAUCCAGCAACUGCUGGAACAGCCCAGUAGCCCAGCACGGCAGGUCGAGUGGCGUAUUGUUCCAGUCGUUAACCCAGACGGAUACGCUUACUCCUGGAAUACGAAUCGCUUGUGGAGGAAAAACAGAAAGAGCGGAAUUGGCCGAUGCCAGGGCGUGGAUCUCAACCGCAACUAUGACGUAAAUUUCGAAGGUAUCGGCUCCAGUAGGAGGCCCUGCAGCGAUAUCUUCCGCGGGCCAGCGGCCUUCAGCGAGCCAGAGACGCGCGCCGUGAGGGAUGCCUUCUUGGAAGUUAGGAGUGAAGUCAAGGGAUACAUUUCGCUGCACAGCUACUCCCAGGUCAUCAUGCUGCCCUGGUCCUAUCAGCCCGACGUGCACCCAAACCUCAAAAACAUGACGGACUUGGGGGAAGGCAUGGCUAAAGCAAUUAGCAAGGCAAGGGGCACGAAAUUCGACGUUUUCAACACCUACAAAAGCUUUUACCCCGCCUCUGGGACCAGCAUGGAUUGGGUGGCCUCGCUAGGCGUCCCUCACUCCUUGGCUAUUGAACUUCAGGAUAAAGGCCAUCACGGCUUCCUUUACCCUGAAAAUAAAAUUCGGGAUGCAGUAACUGAGGUCUGGAAAGGCAUCGAGUUCUUCGCUGAAGAAAUUGCCAGACAAUCCAGGCAAGAAAACUUUACCCAACAAUAAUGUCAAUAUAUUUGAAAGUUAACAAAUUAAUUUGUAAUCGCAGGCAAUGGUUCUUGAUGCGAUAAUUAAUUUCAUUAUUUUGAUUUCAUGAUUCAUGAACAAACAUUAUGAUUCGUACAAUAAACAUUUCACGUG